AAAUUAGAAGAAAAACAAAGCAUGCCCAUUAUUGAGCUUUCCACUCUGCUACUUUCUCCUCUCUCCACACUCCCCCACUAAUCAUAGCCAUAAAAUUCCAAGCAGUCAUUACAAAAACCCCAAAUCCUUGUUGUUUUUUUCUUCCAUGGCGGAAACCAGCACCACCACCAGCUUCAUCAAUGGAUCUUCCUCCAUUGCUAGCUUAGCUACUGACCAUCUCUUUACAAUCUUACUUUUACUUCCCAUGGAUUCAAUCCUAUAUUUCGCCAUGACUUGUAAGAAGUUCAGGUAUUUGGCUACUUCUGAUAUUCUAUGGGAAUCAGUUUGCAGGAGAGAUUGGGGAAACACUGCUGUUGAUGCUCUUAAAUCUUCUUUUCAUGACGAUGAACAACGUCGAUUGAUUCCCUGGAUUACGCUUUACAAACAAGUCUCUCGAGUUGACUCGGUUUGUUGUUACAAACUCGCUGAGCCAGAUCCCGAUUUGAUUUUGCCAGUUCCUCGAGCUUCUCACUCUCUCAAUUUUGUCUCCGGUUGCUUGGUUUUGUUCGGUGGCGGCUAUGAAGGAGGACGCGAUCUUGACGAUACAUGGGCAGUUUACAUCGGCAACAAUUCUCAAAACAUGCUAAAAUGGCAGAAGAUUCAAACAGGUACCCCAAGUGGAAGAUUUGGCCAUACAUGUGUUGUCAUUGAAAAUUAUCUUGUUUUGUUCGGAGGAAUCAACGAGAGAGGGGACCGACACAGUGAUACAUGGUUAGGACAAGUUUCACUCCACGAAAACCUCGGCAUCUCGCUGUCAUGGCAGUUACUCGAUGUCGGUUCGACGUCUCCACCACCACGAGGAGCCCAUGCUGCAUGUUGUAUAAGCUCUAGGAAGAUGGUUAUCCACGGAGGGAUUGGUUUAAAUGGUGUCAGGUUAGAUGAUACAUGGAUUAUAGAACUGUCUGAAAAUCGAUGUUACGGAACAUGGCAUAAAAUCGUUAGCCAUCCAUCACCUCCGGCUCGUUCAGGACAUUCAUUAACAUGUAUCAGCGAAACGCAAACGAUUCUGUUUGGUGGAAGAGGAUUGGGAUACGAAGUUUUGAAUGAUAUAUGGGUCUUACAUGUGACCGAAGGUUACUCAAAAUGGGUUCAAAUCUUUUACGAGUUGCAAAACAUACCGGCCGGAGUUUCUCUCCCACGAGUUGGACAUUCGGCUACGUCAAUAAUUGGGGGACGGUUACUAAUUCAUGGAGGAGAAGAUUCAUUGAGGCAUAGGAAAGAUGAUUUCUGGGUCUUAGAUAUUAGUCACAUAUCAUUAGAAAAAAUGCAUCCUACAAGAUUGAAUUCGAAAAGAAUGUUAGCAAACAAGUGGAGAAGACUUAAACCCGAAGGUUAUAAACCUGGAUGUCGAUCAUUUCAUCGAGCUUGUGUCGAUGAUUCGGGUCGAUAUUUGUAUGUGUUUGGCGGAAUGGUCGACGGAUUGCUUCAGCCUGCUGAACCGGUUGGGCUUAGGUUUGAUGGUGAGCUAUUUCUGGUGGAGUUGGUACUUCAGUUAUGAAGGAAAAAAAACAGAUUAGAGGCUUGUGUAUGUAUGUAGGUAUGUACGUAUCAUGUGUGCAUGUAUAUAUAUGUAAGCGUUUCAUGGACAUGGAUGAACAGUAAUCUCAAAAUUGCAUGUAUUGAUUAAAGGUGUUUAUAGAUUAAAUCAGGUUAAAGUUUA
This is a messenger RNA of Gossypium raimondii (Peruvian cotton), 1699 nucleotides long. Its product is annotated as F-box/kelch-repeat protein At1g51550. Bases 146 to 1537 code for a protein of 463 amino acids. The record is from RefSeq and is a predicted model, not a curated record. The transcript has 2 exons. Lineage: Eukaryota; Viridiplantae; Streptophyta; Magnoliopsida; Malvales; Malvaceae. Gene Ontology annotation, molecular function: protein binding.